UAUUAACAACAUGUACUUACAGAAGCUGACAGGAUACAUGAAGAAGAUGAGCGGAAACGUGGAGGUUAUGACUGACUAGUCUAAGGUAACACACAUGUUGGUGAGGAAGUACUACUACAGUAUUAACAACAACGUACUUUUUUUUAAAAUCAGAUAUAUUUUUAUUGAAUUUUGACAAAGUAAAAAACAAAUACACACAAUGUUUGCUGGUAGUUUAGGCAUAGAACGCGAGAGAGAGAAAACAAAAACAGCAAAAUAACAAACAAAAAACCCCAACACAAAAAACAUCCACAAAGUAAGCCACACACAGCCCAAAGAGACAGAGGUCCGAGUUUGGUAGGACUACCAAAUGCAAAACAACCAAAGCAAAUGCACAAGUGAAUUGAACAACAGAAGACAGCAAAUAGGCCAGAGAGGGAAAGCUAUUGGGGAGCUCAGGUAAAUUUAAAGUUGUGGAAAUAUACUAAGAAAGGUCCCCAGACAUUUUGGAAUUUUUCUUUGGCAUUACAAAUUGAGUAAUGAAUUUUCUCCAGAUUUAAACAAGACAUGACAUCUCUCAGCCACUGAGCGUGGAUGGGCGGAGCAGCAUCCUUCCACCUUAACAGAAUUGCCCGUCUGGCCAAGAGGGAGGCAAAGGACAGACUUCGUUGUCGUGUGGGAGUCAAACGCGAGUCGGGUUCACCUGUGGUGCCAAACAGUGCUAUUGAAGGGUUGGGUUGCAAGGGUAAAUUGCUAAUCACAGAAAGUGUCUGGAAAAACUUCCCUCCAAUACUUCUCCAGACUAGGACAAGACCAGAACAUAAGUGUGGCAUCCUCCCUCUUACACUUGUCACAACAGGGAUCCACCUCUGGAUAUAUACGGGCUAGUUUGGAUUUUGACAUAUGAGUCCUGUGUACAGCUUUAAAUUGUAGCAAGCUAUGGCGGGCACAAAUAGAGGUUGAAUUGAUCGUUUUAAAGAUUACAUGCCACAUGUCACCUGUCAAAGACAUAUUUAGGUCUUGCUCCCAUGCUGUUUUAAUGUUAGUAAGAGAGGUCUGUCUUAUGUCCAACAGUUUAACAUAAACAGUAGAAAUUAACCCCUUACGUGAUGGUUGCAAGUCCAGAAGUGCAUCAACAAUGUUCGUACCAGGAAUCUCAGGGAAAUUUGGUAAUCGACUGUAAACAUAGUGCCUAACCUGGAAGUACUGAAAGAGAUGGGACUUUGGAAGAUUAUAUUGUUCCGUUAAUUGCUGGAAUGACAUGAACGUAUUAUCGAUAAACAGGUCUCGGAGACACAAUAUGCCUUGUCUACGCUACUCCCGGAACCCCAGAUCCAGCAAGGAAGGUUGGAAAAGAUGAUUGUCUGAAAUGGGGCUAAAAAGGCAGAGAUCUACAAAACCAAAAUGUCUCCUAAACUGGGCCCACACCCUCAACGUAUGCCAGACCACCGGAUUAUCAAUACGUUUGCUUGACGGGAAAGGGAGUGCAGAUCCAAGUAACGCUAGAAUAGAAACAUUUUUAGCCACAUUCAACUCCAUCUCCACCCAUAUAGGCCGGUCUGGACGGUACUGAUAGUAUGACCAGAAUACGACCCAUCGAAUAUUGGCUGCCCAAUAAUAACAGCGAAAGUUAGGCAGCGCCAUCCCACCCUCAUGCUUAGAUUUUUGUAGAUGGAUUUUAUUCAACCUAGGACGCUUGCCCUUCCAAAUAUAGGAAGAUAUGACCGAGUCCAAAGUAUCAAAAAAAGACUUUGGGAUGAAGAUUGGGAUGGAUUGAAAAAAAUACAGAAAUUUGGGAAGAAUGGUCAUUUUAAUGGAGUUGAUUCGACCGGCCAAAGUAGUGGAAAGUGGCGACCACUGCGUCAGACACUGCCUCGUGUGGUUUAAUAGACUCAAAAAAUUUUCUUUGAAAAGACUCUUAUGUUUUUUCGUAACUGUAAUGCCCAAAUAAGUAAAUUUAUUUUCCACAAUCUUAAAAGGAAACGAUGCGUACACUGAUGCCGGCGCCCCCUCAUUGACAGGUUUUCAGAUUUAUUCAGAUUAUAUCCUGAGAACUGACCGAAAUUCUUCAGAAGCAGCAGCAAAGCGGGUAAAGAGGUGUCCGGAUGCGAAAUAAAGCUUAAUAAGUCAUCUGCAUAUAGCGCCACCUUGUGCUGUACUCCAUUCCUCCAAAUGCCAGAUAUGUUGUCACAGGUGCAAAUUGCUAUGGCAAGGGGUUCUAUGGCCAAAUCAAACAAUAAGGGACUUAAAGGACACCCUUGUCUAGUUCCCCGGUAAAGAUUAAAUGGUUGUGACACCUGAGAAUUAGUGAGGACGGAAGCAGUGGGACAUAAGUAGAGUAAUUUUAUCCAGGUAAUGAAAUUUGCACCAAAGCCGAAUUUGUGUAAGACCGCAAAUAAGUAUGGCCACUCUAUACGGUCAAAGGCCUUCUCUGCGUCUAAAGAUAGCACACACUCCAUGGACCCAUCAGAGGGGAGGUACAAGAUGUCAAACAACCGGCGCAUAUUGAAAUUAGAAUAUCGAUUUUUUUACAAAGCCCGUUUCGUCAUCUGAUAUAACCAGGGGUAGAAUGUCCUCCAAUCUUUUGGCCAGUAUCUUGGCUAGAAUUUUAGCAUCCACGUUUAGUAAUGAAAUUGGCCUAUAUGAGGAGCACUCUGUAGGGUCCUUGUCUUUUUUCCCAAUAAGGGUGAUACAUGCUUCAUAAAAUGAAGCUGGAAAGGUACCGCGCCUGAAUGAGUCGGACAGCACAGUGCUCAACUGUACGGAGAGAGAUUGGGAAAAAGCCUUAAAAAAUUCUGCAGGAAAACCAUCGGGACCUGGAGACUUCCCAGACUGGAGUGAGGAAAUAGCUUGUGCAAUCUCCUCCUUUGUUAUUGGUCUGUCAAGUCUACUUUUACUAUCGAAAGGAAUCUUGGAGAUGUCUAAUUGGUUCAAAAAGACGUUCAUGAGUGCCGAGUUAUUUGAUUCAGAGGCAUAAAGCUGAGAAAAAUAAUUUCUGAAUGUUUGAUUUAUUCUUUCAUGAUCUGAAGUAAAAUUACCAUCCUCCAUUUUGAUCUUUACAAUGUGUCCCUUAACUUUAGCACCUCUCAACUGGUUUGCCAAUAGCUUCCCUGCUUUCUCACCAUGAACAUAAAACAGAGUCUUACUUGCAGAAAGUUGACGCUCAGCGAUGUAAAUUGAAGCCAGAUUAAAUUGAGUUUGGAGUUCUACACGCCUUUUGUAUAAAUCGGGAUUCGUAGAUUGAGAAUACUGAUGAUCCAAUUUCUUAAUCUUAUCUGCCAAUUCUAGUCGCUCUUGGUGGGCCUCCUUUUUCAUUUUAACAGAGUAAGAGAUAAUUUGACCCCUUAUAUAAGCCUUAAAGAUAGAUAUACUAAGAUAGAUAUAUCUGGGGAGGAAUUUGUCUGGAAAAAAAACAAUAUUUGCUCUUUGAUAAAUUUCACAAAAUCGCUCUCAGAAAGAAGAGUUGAAUUGAAGCGCCAGUGCUUGUUAAUCCGAGGGCGAUUUGGGAGAGCAAGGGAGAGUACAACUGGGGCAUGAUCUGAUAUCACUAUACCCUGGUAGGUACAUGAGCGAACACAUUGCAAAAGAUCAUUAUCAAGGAAGAAAUAGUCAAUCCUGGCGAAGGUAUGGUGAACGUGAGAGAAGAAUGAAUACUCCCUUUUGUUUGGGUGGAGGAGACGCCAGACAUCAGAGACACCGGAGUUUGAUAAAAAGGACUGAAUAUAUGAGGCCGAUCUACUGUUUGAAACCGGGUUAGGAGAAGAACGAUCCAGCACUGGAUCCAAAAAACAAUUAAAAUCCCCACCUAGUAUGAGAGCGUGUGAGCCCAGGUUCGGAAGAAAGGAAAAAAAACGUUCAGAAAAAUUCACGUCAUCCACAUUCGGAGCAUAAACAUUGGCUAGCACUAACAUUUUGUUAUAAACCUUCCCUGAGACGAUAACGAAACGACCAUUCACAUCUGAUAUAACAUUGUGAUGCACAAAAGGAAUGUUUUGGUCGACAAGGAUUGAGACCCCCCUGGCCUUUGCUUGAAAUGAAGAAUGAAAAUGUUGGCCCCUCCACUGUGCCAUUAAACGUGAACUGUCAGAACCACGAAUAUGAGUCUCCUGCAAAAACACAAAUGCUGCUUUAAGUUGCUUUAUAUGUGCAAAUACCCUCCUCCUUUUAACGGGCUGAUUUAAACCCUUGACGUUCCAGCUAACAAAAUUUUGUGAACUAUCCAUUGUCAAUCAAAGGUGCAAGGUGGUUAGUAUAAAAAGUGCAAUACUUGGAACAUACAAGGUGAAUUAAAACAAAAACUGGCUGUGUGUGGCAUAUGCAAGUUAACCUCUUCAAAGUAAAACAAAAAUCCCACCCCACCUCCCCCAACACGGCUGCCCAAAAACAAAGCAGCAAGCUCUUCAAAACAACCAUACUUAUUCCAAUACAAUCUUCCUGUCACUCACGAAUCUUCAGCUCCUCUGUAAAUUAUUAAACAGCACUCAACACUCCUAGGAGCCGAGCCCCUGAAAACCGUCUUGUGUACCUAUACAAUUGUAGCUGCAUGUAAACAAGGUAAUACUGGGACUUGAGGUAGCAGCUUCCAACGUGAAACAAGGCACUAAGAUGUUUCCUUCAUAACCAAGUGCAAAAAGAAAAAUUCCCUGAAUCAAAAUAGUGGGACAUACUCACAUUACAGUGACAUCAAGUAUAGCAAGAGGUAAGAAAAAAUAUGUACUGUGAGUAGCCCGGUAACGGUUACGUCGCUACCAAUCACACGUAGGGCACCGUCCACAAAAAAGUACAUUUUAAGAUGACUUAGGAAGUCCAUCAAGGUAUUUCUGCGCCUCGUUAACCGAAGGUAGCCACUUUUUGUCUCCGCCGGGAAGUGUAAUACGGAGCCGUGCAGGAUACAGAAGCGAUGGUCUGAGGCCUCUGUUGUAGAGCUCCACCAUAACAUCCCUAUACUCGGCUCGCUGGCCCAGAACUUCAGGACAGUAAUCCUCCACCACACGAAUUUGCUGGCCACGGUACUCGAGCUUCCCUCUGCGUCGUGCCUCACGGACCAAAAGGUCCUUGGUUUGGUAGCGGUGUAGACGAAUGAUCACAGGUCGCGGCCUCUGACCCUGGGCCGGCUUAGCCAUUAGCGACCGGUGGGCUCUGUCGAUCUCCGGCGAAGACGGUAGAGUCUCCCCUCCAAAGACCUCGACCAGCAAGUCAGCGAAAAAAGUUGUAGGUCGACCACCUUCCACAGACUCUGGUAAGCCCAAGAUUCGAAUAUUUUGUCUUCUACUUCGGCCUUCGAGGUCUACGACUUUAGCCGAGAGCUUAGCAUUGCUCUCCUGCAGGCCGGAGCAAAUAUUUUCCAAUUCCCACACACGCUGGCUCAGGUCGUCUGCUGCCAGCUCAAGGGAGGACAGCCGCUGCCCAUGUUCACUCACUGUGGCACAAACUUGGUCAAAUUUGUUUUCCAGCUGAUUAAACGAUUCUUUAAAAUCUCCUGCUAGCGUCUGUGACGGUCAAGUAGCUCGGAGAUCGCUUCCAUCGUCAGGCCAGUAGGCAAGUCUUUUUUUGCCGCUAGUUUGCCCCGCUGUGAUGCCAUUUGAAACAAGCCCGGGUAAAUUAGAUGUAAACUCUCCAAAAGAGAGCAAAAAAAACCGUCAGAAUGAGGGGUGAAGGAGUGAAAAUGAUAAGAUAGAAGCGGAGCUCUCGCUCUUGCGUCUACUCCAUGCGACCGUCGACCGGAAGUCCUACAACAACAUGUACUUACAGAAGCAGACAGGACACAUGAAGAAGAUGACCGGCAAGGUGGAGGACAUGACAGGACAGAUGAAGUGGAUGACUCAGGAUGUUAUUGAGGAUCUUGUGAUGGCAGCAGGCCGUUGCCCUCUGCCGUGGGUUUCCCAUGAGAGAGGAUGUUACCUGUUAGUUCACCAGAAGAAGACCUGGAGUGAAGCUAAGGAGUAUUGCAGAGGCAAGGGUAGACACUUGGCCUCAGUUCACACCAGAGCCACAUCUGACUUCUUCUAUAGAUUGGCUAGUGGACACGAUACUUGGGUUGGGGGCUACAAAGAGGAUCGUUGGUGGAAAUGGGAUGAUGGUUCCACGUAUAAUGUGUGGGAGGAUGGAAAGGGGGGCAGCAAGUAUGCCAGAUGGGGAGCAGGUGAGCCCGAUAACCUGAGUGGUGACGAAGAUUGUAUGGAGAUAUGGAGUCCAGGCGGACUCAAUGAUCAGAUAUGCUAUUGUAUGCGCCCAUUUAUUUGUCAGCUGUGAUGGGAUGGUCUCUGCUGUGUGACGGCUGCUCCUUCAAAGACGUCGGUGCUGAAAGAUCACCACUCUGCCUUCAAUUCAGUUGCUUUCAUGAAUCCUGAUCAUAAUCAGCCUGCACAUGAUCCCAAACAACCUGCGAGACGCCAAUUGGCAAACUAGAGCUCGUCCUAUUUGCAGUUGAGGAGCAAACACAAGCCAUCACACAAAAUAUCACUCCCAUUUUUAGUCAGCAUUUUGGAGCAGCAGCUGUGUUAGCAUUGAAUCACUUAUUGAAAUUGGCUCAUCUUCUACAUUUCCUAGCAGCUAAAAUGAUGCACACAGCAAAUAACAAGCUGCUACCUGACAAGACGGGAUGAAUAGAAACACACCUAAAACACAACAUCAGUCAUAAAUAGAAACACACCUAAAACACAACAUCAUCAGUCAAAUAAAAACACACCUAAAACACAAAAUCAUCAGUCAUAGAAACACACCUAAAACACAACAUCAUCAGUCAAAUAAAAACACACCUAAAACACAAAAUCAUCAGUCAUAGAAACACACCUAAAACACAACAUCAUCAGUCAUAAAUAGAAACACACCUAAAACACAACAUCGUCAGUCAUAAAUAGAAACACUCCUAAAACACAUCAUCAGUCAUAAAUAAAAACACACCUAAAACACAACAUCAUCAGUCAUAAAUAGAAACACACCUAAAACACAACAUCAGUCAUAAAUAGAAACACACCUAAAACACAUCAGUCAUAAAUAGAAACACACCUAAAACACAACAUCAUCAGUCAUACAGGGAAACACACCUAAAACACAUCAGUCAUAAAUAGAAACACACCUAAAACACAUCAUCAGUCAUAAAUAGAAACACACCUAAAACACAACAUGAUCAGUCAUAAAUAGAAACACACCUAAAACACAACAUCAUCAGUCAUAAAUAGAAACACACCUAAAACAUAACAUCAGUCAUAAAUAGAAACACAAAUAGAAACACACCUAAAACACAACAUCAGUCAUAAAUAGAAACACACCUAAAACACAACAUCAUCAGUCAUAAAUAGAAACACACCUAAAACACAUCAGUCGUAAAUAGAAACACACCUAAAACACACCAGUCGUAAAUAGAAACACACCUAAAACACAACAUCAUCAGUCAUAAAUAGAAACACACCUAAAACACAACAUCAUCAGUCAUAAAUAGAAACACACCUAAAACACAACAUCAUCAGUCAUAAAUAGAAACACACAUAAAACACAACAUCAUCAGUCAUAAAUAGAAACACACCUAAAACACAACAUCAGUCAUAAAUAGAAACACACCUAAAACACAACAUCAGUCGUAAAUAGAAACACACCUAAAACACAUCAGUCGUAAAUAGAAACACACCUAAAACACAACAUCAGUCGUAAAUAGAAACACACCUAAAACACAACAUCAGUCGUAAAUAGAAACACACCUAAAACACAACAUCAGUCGUAAAUAGAAACACACCUAAAACACAUCAUCAGUCAUAAAUAGAAACACACCUAAAACACAACAUCAUCAGUCGUAAAUAGAAACACACCUAAAACACAACAUCAUCAGUCAUAAAUAGAAACACACCUAAAACACAACAUCAUCAGUCAUAAAUAGAAACACACCUAAAACACAACAUCAUCAGUCAUAAAUAGAAACACACCUAAAACACAUCAGUCGUAAAUAGAAACACACCUAAAACACAUCAUCAGUCGUAAAUAGAAACACACCUAAAACACAACAUCAUCAGUCGUAAAUAGAAACACACCUAAAACACAACAUCAUCAGUCGUAAAUAGAAACACACCUAAAACACAACAUCAUCAGUCGUAAAUAGAAACACACCUAAAACACAACAUCAUCAGUCAUAAAUAGAAACACACCUAAAACACAUCAUCAGUCGUAAAUAGAAACACACCUAAAACACAUCAGUCGUAAAU
Molecule: messenger RNA, 8174 nt
Organism: Dunckerocampus dactyliophorus (ringed pipefish)
Lineage: Eukaryota; Metazoa; Chordata; Actinopteri; Syngnathiformes; Syngnathidae
Product: C-type lectin lectoxin-Enh4-like
Exons: 6
Coding region: 5719-6231 (170 amino acids)
Source: RefSeq, a predicted model, not a curated record